Messenger RNA from Kogia breviceps (pygmy sperm whale), 1666 nucleotides. The record is from RefSeq and is a predicted model, not a curated record. NCBI's taxonomy places the organism in Eukaryota, Metazoa, Chordata, Mammalia, Artiodactyla, Physeteridae.
GGUGGCGCAGUGGUUAAGAAUCCGCCUGCCAAUGCAGGGGACAUGGAUUCAAUCCCUGGUCUGGGAAGAUCCUACAUGCCACGGAGCAGCUAAGCCCGUGCGCCACACCUACUGAGCCUGCGCUCUAGGGCCCGUGAGCCACAACUACUGAAGCCCCCGUGCCUUGAGCCUGUGCUCCACAACAAGAGACGCCACCACAAUGAGAAGCCUGCGCACCGCAAUGAAGAGUAGCCCCAGCUCAUCACAACUAGAGAAAGCCUGCGCGCAGCAACAAAGACCCAACACAGCCGAAAAUAAAUAAAUAAAUAAAUAAUUGGAGAAUAUUAGAAACAAUAUUAAAAAAAAGUAACAUAAGCUUACCUAGAGCUUAUGGUCCAGUGGAGGAGACAGAUUUUAAAAAGAUGAAAAUUUAUAGGAAUUCAGAGGAAAAUAUUUUCGUGAUCAUACUGAAAAUUUAGCGUCAGAUGCGUUUAGUAUCACGCUGUGAGUGCUGUUAGUCAAAGCAUAAACAGCCUUUGGGCCGGAUGUGGCUUUCUUCAAGAAGGCUGGCUCUUUGACGGGGCGGAUUCAUUCUGCAACAGGCGGAGACAGGGAUCAAGGCAGGAUGAAGAGGUUAUUUGUGCUUGUGCUGUUUCUCACCUUACUGAUUUUCUUCUCAGGGGCCUCCCCAAUUCUGACGGAAAAGCAGGCCAAACAGGUCCUGAGAUCCCGGCGCCAGGACAGGCCUAACAAGCCCGGGUUCCCUGAUGAGCCCAUGUGGGAGUACAUGCACCAUCUGCUCCGCCUUGAACGCCGUGCUGAGGAACAGUUCCUGGAGCACUGGCUGAACCCACACUGCAAGCCCCACUGCGACAGGAACAUAGUCUAUCCUGUGUAAGCAGCUCGGGACCAGCCCCCGCAAGCAUUUUGAUAAACAGCGGCCCGGAUACUAUUGAAACAAGAUGAGGCUCCUUUCGUUUCUUUUUUCAGCUGUGGAAUGGACAUCUUCAGGCUUUGUAAAUUGUGGGCACAGCACAGGUUGCCUUGGGGAUUGAUGGCAGAUAUUUAUGCUGCUUCAUUUGACUAACCUGCACAACUCAUUAAAACCAGUCACUUAAACUAUAGGCCCCCCCUCCGUCCCCCGCAAUGGCCCUUCCUACCACUGUGGAAGGGUGAGCAGGAGAAUAUUUCCUGGGGCUGGUGGAGCUGGGACCUCCAGAACAGGAGAGGGCUCAGCGAGGACGCCUUGUUCAGCUAAAUGAAGCACACCACUUGGGGCGGCUGGGGUUUUGGUCAUUGCAUUUUUUUUUUUUUUUUUUCCUCUCUCCUUUUCUGCUCUAAUAAACACUGGUGUUAGGCCUGCUUUCCAUGGUGUCUCCUUUCCUUUCCUACAAGAAGAGAAGCAGAGGUUUUUCUUCCUUGUUUAUCUUUGUGACUCCAGGAUCAGAAAAUUUACUGUUCUUUGAAUAGGUGAAUGGAUAAAAAUAUAAACACCCAGCAAUUUUUCACAAGAGCCAUCUCUUUUGGUAAAGAGAUUAUUUACCUAAGGCCAGCUCUGGAAAUAGAGCCGUAACUUAGUACCGGCUCUACACCCUGGUCUUCUAGCCAGGGGGACACUUCUUGUGGAAAGUGGGUUGCAGCUUCUGUGCCCAGUGCCCCUCACCUGCCCACAAACCCCAGAAUCAGA